Messenger RNA from Penicillium arizonense, 1854 nucleotides. Its product is annotated as cleavage polyadenylation factor subunit MPE1. The record is from RefSeq and is a predicted model, not a curated record. The transcript is spliced from 4 exons. Gene Ontology annotation, biological process: protein ubiquitination; mRNA processing; ubiquitin-dependent protein catabolic process. Bases 1 to 1854 code for a protein of 617 amino acids. NCBI's taxonomy places the organism in Eukaryota, Fungi, Ascomycota, Eurotiomycetes, Eurotiales, Aspergillaceae. Gene Ontology annotation, cellular component: nucleus. Gene Ontology annotation, molecular function: ubiquitin protein ligase activity; nucleic acid binding; zinc ion binding.
AUGUCAUCGUCCGUUCAUUUCAAGUUCAAGUCCCAGAAAGAACCCUCACGGGUCACCUUCGAUGGCACUGGUAUUUCGGUCUUUGAACUCAAAAGAGAGAUUAUCAGCCAAAGUAGAUUGGGUGACGGAAGUGACUUUGAGCUGUCAAUUUACAACGAGGACACCAGAGAGGAAUAUGAUGACGACACGACAAUCAUCCCUCGGUCCACAUCGGUGAUUGCUCGCAGACUACCUGCAGCACGCCCUGGUAAGGGCGGUGCUGCUCGUUAUGUCUCCGGAAAGAUGCCAGUCAAUGCUCGCAGUGCCCCCCGCAACGAACCUUUGACGAACAGAGCGACACCUGGGAUGGGACAAUCCGUGAACAACAAUGUCUUGGAACUCAAUAAUGCUCAAACCGAAGAAGAGAAGAUCAAUGCGCUUUUCAAUUUACAAGCUAGUCAAUGGCAGGAACAACAGCAGGAAAUGGCCAACGCGACACCCGUGUUCGGCCGUGGCAGAGGCAAGCCUGUCAACGUACCAGACCACCCUCCUCCGCCGGGGUAUCUUUGCUACCGUUGCAGAGAGAAAGGUCAUUGGAUCCAAGCGUGCCCGACCAACAACGAUCCGAAAUUCGACGGCAAAUACCGAGUCAAGCGAUCGACCGGCAUCCCACGUUCACUCCAAACCAAAGUUGAGAAACCGGAAUCUCUGGCCCCUGAUGGCUCCACCGAAGAUGCGAGGAAUACAGGGGUGAUGGUGAAUGCUGAUGGUGACUUUGUGAUUGCAAAACCGGAUAAGGCAGCCUGGGAGUUGUAUCAAGAAAAGGCCAAGGCCUCGGCGGCGGCAGCAGCUGAGGCAGCAGCAGUCGAGGAGAGCAAGGCUUUGCAAGCUCGUGGCCUGGAAUGCCCAAUUGACAAGAGAAUGUUCUUAGAGCCAACAAAGACCCCAUGUUGUCAAAGAACAUAUUGCAAUGACUGUAUCUCAAAUGCCUUGAUUGAAAGUGACUUUGUUUGCCCCGGUUGUUCCACGGAAGGGGUCUUACUUGACAACCUCACCCCGGAUGAUGAAGCUGCAUCCAAAAUUAAGGUCUAUGAAGCAGAGAAGGCUGAUGCAAAGAAGGAGAAGGAAAAACUUCCUGCAGGCCCAGAUGGAACCCCUCUCUCAGAGGCAGCCACAACCGAAUCUAAGGCCCCUUCAGUCGACAAAGAGCAAAGCCCACCCAAUCAAGCCCAAGACCCUGCACCCACCCAGUCAAAGAAGAGACCAGCGGAGGAUGAACCCACUAAUGCUACUGAAACGGCACUUUCUGAGCCGGGUAAUGCUGCGAAAAAACAAAAGGCCGAAGAUCACCAAUCAGAUGUCCAAGGUCCGGAUAAUAGCAACAAAGAGGACGCGGCAGGUGUUCCUCCUGCCCCUUUCAACCAAGAGAUGCCCUUCAACGGCUUUGGACCAAUGGCUGGCAUGCCGAUGAUGCCAUUAUCCGGUCCAGGAUUUGGAGCCGAUGCCAUGGGAUUCAUGAACCCGAUGGCGAUGGCGUCCGCUACUGGCUUUCCAAACGGCAUGGGUCCCGGUUGGAACCCAAUGAACAUGCAAUUCAAUCCCAGUAUGUUCGGCGACCAGAACAAUGGUGGGAUGCCCAACGGGUUUCCCAACAUGUUCAACGGAGAUCCCUCAUUGUCUAUGUUCCCCAUGGGCCAGAACGGAUUCCAAGGGCCAGGUCCUGGCAUGAACAAUUUCUCCAACCAGCAACGGACAGCUUUCAGUACUCCGUACUCCAGGGAAGAGGACUCACCGUAUUUCCGUCAGCCUGUGAAUCCGCAACGUCACCAAGCUAGAAACCGGAGAGUACGGCCUAGUGAUUACCGGGAGCUUUAG